GGGGAAAAGGUGGGGAUAACCUGCCUCUGUGAUGCUCUGUUUUGAGGAAGAAGGAAAUACCUCUGAGCCUUAGAAUUCCCAGCUCAGGCUCAGUCUGAUCCCAUUGAAUACUCCUUUCCAACAGCAUCCACAUCUAUUCAAUACCACUGGGGAACAGGAGAGGAAGGAAAACUGGACUUCAUGUUUUCCUGCACUCCCUAACUUCAUCAUUAGGAUAGAUAAAUAUCUUGGCAUAAUCAUGAAGUACAUUUUUCUUUUUGUUCUCUUUGCUGGUGAAUUUUCGUUUGGUUAUACAGAUGAGCAGAGCGAUGAUCCUGCACCUUACCUAGUAUAUAUCAAAAACCAGUUUAGCCCCUGUGUAGGUGUUCUGAUCCAUCAACAGUGGGUCCUGGCAGCCGCUCACUGCUACUUACCAAGCCUCAAAGUGAAGUUGGGAAAUUUCAAGAAACGAGUUAGAGAUGGGACAGAGCAGACCAUUAAUUCUGUCCAAAUCAUUCGUUACUGGAAUUUGAGCGCAGAUUCUUCCGAGCACAACCUCAUGCUUAUCAAGCUAUCCAAACCUGCAGUCCUCAAUGAAAAGGUCCAGCCCAUGGCUCUGCCCACUAAAAGCGUCCCUGCAGGCACAAAGUGUGUUAUCUCUGGCCUAGACUGGAGCAUAAAAAAUAGUGGCAAGCACCCUGACCUUCGGCAAACCUUCAUGGCCCCUCUGCUAUCAGAUAAAGAGUGCCAGCAAACAAAAGAAGGAAAAGUCAGCAAGAACAGGAUAUGUGUGAAAUUCUUAAAGUCAUUCGAAAGAAUUUUUAUGGAAGCUGUACUGGCUACUGUCAUCUGCAAAGAUAAGAUUCAAGGGAUAGAGGUUGGGAAUUUCCUGGGAGGUAAUAUUGGUGUCUACACUAACAUCUUCCACUACAUCCCUUGGAUCCAGAAAAUCAUAUCUACAAGAUGAAUUGCCUUUGUUUUUCCCUGAGUUAUGCUGUUGCAAGGGAAAAGUUAAUGUGAUAUUUCAUUCUAUUAAAAGGAAUAUGACAUUCAAAUG
Trichosurus vulpecula (common brushtail) is the source of this 1036-nucleotide messenger RNA. Its product is annotated as probable inactive serine protease 37. Gene Ontology annotation, cellular component: acrosomal vesicle. Gene Ontology annotation, molecular function: serine-type endopeptidase activity. The transcript is spliced from 5 exons. Gene Ontology annotation, biological process: positive regulation of acrosome reaction; proteolysis. Bases 239 to 946 code for a protein of 235 amino acids. The record is from RefSeq and is a predicted model, not a curated record. Lineage: Eukaryota; Metazoa; Chordata; Mammalia; Diprotodontia; Phalangeridae.